AUGGAAGUUGAUGGGCAGCAAACGUGGCUCCAAAAAUGGACGCCUGAUUUUAAGCCGGUGGAGGAUUCCCCUGUUGUACCAGUCUGGGUCCUCCUUCCCGAGCUGCCUUAUCACCUUCAUGCUUGGUAUUAUCUUCGACAAAUAGUUGCACCCAUUGGAACUCCUCUCUCAAUGGAUAAUGCCACGGAAGGAAGAACUCGACCUAGCGUUGCCAAAGUCAGGGUCGAGGUCGAUCUCACUAAAACCAAAAUCCAAUCUAUUUGGAUUGGAUCGCAAGAUGAGGACCACACUCUCAAAGGGUUCAAUCAAAGAUUGGAGUAUGAAGGUGUCCCUAAAUACUGUCGACACUGCAAAUUACUUGGGCAUUCGAUACUUCAAUGUAGAAAAGUUAAGAAGAAAAUGGGGAAUGAGGAAAACAAGGACAGUAACAAUAGUACCACUCCUCAAACCAAAGAACAGGAACAUCGUCAAGAAGAAGACAUUGGUACGACUAAGAUUGAUUGUGGUGAAAAUGAGAUCGAUGAUGCUGAUAAUAAUGUCCAUACUCAACGCAAGGAAAUAACUGCUGCAACUGCUAAUAACAACAGAGAUGGGGCAGUGGAGGCUGAUGAAACCCAAAACAUUUUACAGGAAAGGCCAAGCAAAGAAGAAGAGAAGAAUAAAGCAGGAAUAGAUGUUGCCGGUGGUAUCAAUAUCAACUUGGAUGAGAGUGAUUCCAAUUCUAUUGCCCAAAGAGAUCAAGAAUCAAAUAAAGUUAUUGAUAUGAACAAAGAUAAAGAGGAUCUGAACAGAGAACUGAUAAAUCCCAUGGCAAGAAGAGGUGAAUCUAUAGCACCUAAAGAGCCAGUUAGUGCAAACACGGAUGACAGAAACAAGGAACCCAUACAUCUCACAGUAUACUUAAAUUGGAUCCCUCCUAUAUCUCAUAUAGCGGAUGAACACACAAAGAAUAAUGAAGCUACUUCCCCUGAGAAAGAAGAUACCCAAGAAUCCAAAAAUUCGGACACUGGCCAAAUGGAGGUGCAAAGCAAGCAGGAGCAGACAAGAGAAAAUAAACAAAUCAGCAUUCAGGAAGAUAAAGGGAAUAGCAAAGCUCAAUCAUCAAACAACAAAGGUAAAAACAAGCAGAAGAACAAAAAUAAGAAAGCUACUGUUUUGGAGAGUAAUAAUCAACAUAUCACCUUUGAGAUCACUGAUAAUUGUAGAAAUGAGGUCUUAUAUGUCUCUAUUGUUUAUGCUAAAUGUUGCUCGAACGAUAGAAGAGAACUGUGGGAUAGUCUUAUUGAUCUUGCCAGUAGUAUUAAUGGUCCUUGGUGUGUUGGUGGUGACUUUAAUGUUAUCAUGAACAGUGAGGAAAAAAUAGGAGGUAGACCCCACAGGGCAUCCAAGAGCCUCGACUUCAUCAGCUCAAUGGAAGCCUGUGGGUUAACAGAUUUGGGUUUUGUAGGCCCUAAAUUUACUUGGUGCAAUAAUAGAGGGCCGGGCAGAAGGAUAUGGAAGAGAUUGGAUAGAAUAUGUGUCAAUGACCAAUGGCUUCAACACUAUCAACACAACUAUAUUAGAAAUCUGUCAAGAACUGGGUCGGAUCACAGGCCAUUGCUCUUAAAGUGCCAUAAUGAGCAACAAGAUAUCAUGAGGUAUUUCAAGUUUCUAAAUCUUUGGACUACACAACCUGAUUUUCUUUCUAUUGUGCAGGAUACUUGGAACUUACAUGUGCAGGGGAAUGCAAUGUGGAGGCUCAAAAGUAAACUCCAAGCAGUAGGGAAAAAACUCAGCCAGUGGUCUAAAGAAAGCAUAGGAGACAUUAAUGAAUAA
Messenger RNA from Lycium barbarum (goji berry), 1815 nucleotides. RefSeq lists its product as uncharacterized. The coding region runs from base 1 to 1815 and encodes 604 amino acids. The record is from RefSeq and is a predicted model, not a curated record. The transcript is spliced from 3 exons. Gene Ontology annotation, molecular function: catalytic activity. Lineage: Eukaryota; Viridiplantae; Streptophyta; Magnoliopsida; Solanales; Solanaceae.